Messenger RNA from Desarmillaria tabescens, 2422 nucleotides. RefSeq lists its product as uncharacterized. NCBI's taxonomy places the organism in Eukaryota, Fungi, Basidiomycota, Agaricomycetes, Agaricales, Physalacriaceae. Gene Ontology annotation, molecular function: guanyl-nucleotide exchange factor activity. The transcript has 5 exons. The record is from RefSeq and is a predicted model, not a curated record. Bases 283 to 2181 code for a protein of 632 amino acids.
CGGACCUAACGGACUAAGUCAAAGACCCCGAUGCUAACGGUUCACUUAUCCUCCAAUCCCAACGUCUAAUCACACUCAAAUGCCUACCUCCAAGACACGCAAUUGGUCUUGUCGCUCUAACAAUCUUUGUGAUUGGAUCAAAUCUGAUGUCACUCAGCAAUCGGGGCGCUUAUGUCUCCUACUCCCGCGGCAGACUUAGCAUCCCGGUGCUACGCAACUUAAUUGAUCGCAUAAUGUGUGAACACCACCCAUCCACAGACUACAAGUUUAGACACCAGCGACAUGUCUGACGAAUGCAGCACGGCACCCACUCUUGUUGACUCAAGUGACCUUUCCACUCCCGAAUUGUCUCCACCCGCCUCCGACUCUGAAUCAUCGAACGAUGGCGCCUUCUUUUCCGCCCUCUCCUCCUCUGAUGAGACACCUGAUGUCAUGACUGAUAUCUCCGUUCAUAUCAGCUCAAAGACAAAGUCUCCUAUAGCCCUAGAGUUUCCAACCAUGAACAUCCAGUAUACCUCUCCAGAGAAAGUAUUUCGCGUUGGGAAAAAUACCCGACCCAGAGUUCCUCCUCGCAGACCGGCUCCUCUGCCUCUUGUGGACUCUCUCCCUUCCUCUCCCACGUACAGUCGCCCGCGAAAGCUGCAAAAGCCCAGGCGUACCUUUUCGGAUUCUGACGAUUCAGCGCCAUCUUCACCCUCCUUCUUUUCACGACCAGUCGGCCUUCUCCGUAGGGCAACAGGCUAUGCGCCCAUAAAACCAUCUUACAGGACUCGUCGCAGUUCACUGCCCAGCAUUCCCUCUGCUUCUACAUUCCCUAUCCAUAAUCACAAUGUCCGAACUCGUGCGAACGAGAGGGCUGUCAAGUUUCAAUCUCCCCUUCACGAGAAUUCCCGUUGCUCUCACCGUCGGCGUGCCCGUUCUCCCUAUCCAAACAGGAAUGCCAGCACUGAUGCACUCGUGUCCCUUGCUUGGACCGGCGAAUUCCCAUCCUCUGCGUCUGUGAACGCAAAGUCAAGCAUGGGCGACACGUUCUUCUAUUCUUCAAUGGGUAUUGCCACCACAUCCCUCAAAAAUGGAUGGAAAUCGACAUGGAGUUUCUCCGGGGAGCGGGCGGAUGAUUGGGAUGAUACCACAGAAGACAACGACAUGGUGGUUAUGUCGCCGCCAGUUGCCGUCCCUCUUCUGUCCCCGCAAUAUCGAGGAGAGCCUACCAAGGGUCAUCGUAGGCGCUGGACCCUGGCAAUGGCAAUCACAGACGAUGGAAUUUCCGACGAAAUGUUGAUGGACGAAUUGGAAAGAAUGAGGACUGUAGAGAAGAUGUGGCAGUGGGAGUGGCGAAGGAACGUCAUGACUCCUUCCACGACAUCCACUGUCUCUACUGCUGAUCCAAGGAUGCCUCUGAUCGAUGCCUCGCACGAUGAACAUGCUACGCUCAAACCUUCUUUGCCUUGUUUGUCCGAUCCAGCUCUUAGCGCGGUUUGGCAAAGUGCCCGACGAGCAUUGCUCAUUUGUAGGGAAUUUGUUCGCACCGAGCGACACUAUCUAUUGGCCAUUCGUAGGCUCUCAUCCGGUGAUACCUUGACCUCACCUCCGGCUCUAAUGCUCACCUACCUACCGGCUCUCCUAGAAGCUAGCGAGGAGCUCCUGAAGGGGCUGGAAGCGAAUCCGAGCGCACAAGGUGUUGCUAAUGCUUUUCUUUCCUGCGAAGAUAAACUAGAUGCGGCGUUGGUUGGAUGGUGCGGCGUCGUUGGGGGAUUUUUCGUUGGUGCUGACGAAGGAGUGGCAAAGCGAGAGCGUGCAAGCAGUGCUACAACGCGAAAAGUGGAUGCAGAUGCAGCCAACAGUACUAUCAAACGUCGAGUGAACUCUUGGGGCAAAAGGAUCAACUCUUUUAAAGCUCUUGGAGGCAGCGCUCCUCCCACCCCCUCCCUGGAGUCAACCAAGUUGCCCUCAAAACGGGAACGAGGUCGGCCAUCCGUUCGAGAUUUGGCCAUUCUACCUACCCAGCGUGUCAUGCGAUACACUUUGCUAUUCAAAGAUUUAUAUUCACAUACCCCCGUCGGCAACUCUUCUCGCGACGGUGUAGAAAAGGCAAUGAGCGCCGCUAUUUCUCUUGCCCAGAAAUGUGAUAGAGCUCAGGGAAAUGCCGCGUUCCUGCACAAACCCACAAAAAACAAAUGAGCGCUGGGCUGGAUACCCGGCUAUUUAAUUAUUUUUUAUGUACCAAUGCUUUUUUUUCCAUUUGGGGCCUCGGAGGAGUUGGAUUUCAUUUGUAUUCUUCGCUAAACGUUGUUAAUAGCCAUCGAUGUAGUACUUGUACUAGUAAUCAGUAGACAUAUAUGAUCAACUUACUAUAGACACUUCCAUGCUAUCAUGUCGGUGGCCGGAUGGGAAGGAUUAUCUGUAUUUGGAGCACCAUUGA